CACCCCUAGAAUUGCAAUCCGCCCUGGCUUUCGCAGCACAGGGUGUUCGCCGGCCAGCAGAAUCCAAAUGAACUCCUACGUUUCCGCCAUUGUCGCGCGCCCCAUACAUUUUGUUGUUGUUGUAUCCGCUCAGUGCAUUUUAUUUUGUGUGUUUUUGUUUUCGUGUUUAUUUCCAAUUGAAUAUUCGAUGAUGCACAGAACACACUGAAUCAGCCACAUCCACAUAGCACACUGAACGAAACCCAACCCGAGCCCGAAACUGAGUAGAAGAAAGUCCAUAGCCACCGAGACCCUUUCCAAAAACAAGUCCAAAAUGGCCAAAAUGUACGGAAAGGGUAAGACUGCCAUCGAGUCGGAGGAGCAGCAACGACGUCGCUGGCAGAUUGAACUGGAGUUCGUUCAAUGCCUGUCCAAUCCAAAUUAUUUGAAUUUCCUUGCGCAGCGUGGAUUUUUUAAGGACCAAUCGUUCAUCAACUACCUGAAGUAUCUACAGUACUGGAAGGAGCCUGACUAUGCCAAGUACCUCAUGUACCCCAUGUGCCUAUACUUCCUGGAUUUGCUGCAAUACGAGCACUUUCGACGGGAGAUUGUCAAUUCACAAUGCUGCAAGUUUAUAGACGAUCAGGCGAUACUCCAGUGGCAGCACUAUACGCGAAAAAGAAUCAAGCUGCUCGAGAACGUAAACGCCGCUCAGCAACAGCAGCAACAACUGCAACAACAGCAACAGCAGAGCAACGGCGGGGAAGCGGCAACAGGAGGCGAAGCGACGGCAGCCACGCCCAAUGGAAAUGGCAAUGCAGCCAUCGCAUCGGAGGGGCAGGCGGCCACCACAGCAUCUCAAACUGCCCAGAAUCAGGCGGGGAAUACCCAGCAGCAGCCACAAGUUAACGGGCUAGGCACGGGGUCCAAUAUGAAACUAGAGUUGAACUAGCCCUGGCAACUGAAAGUUUACCAAUAAAGUAGAGUAAGAAUGA
Drosophila ananassae is the source of this 974-nucleotide messenger RNA. RefSeq names its product mediator of RNA polymerase II transcription subunit 31 (gene MED31). The record is from RefSeq and is a predicted model, not a curated record. Gene Ontology annotation, biological process: regulation of transcription by RNA polymerase II. The transcript is spliced from 4 exons. Gene Ontology annotation, cellular component: core mediator complex; mediator complex. The coding region runs from base 314 to 931 and encodes 205 amino acids. Gene Ontology annotation, molecular function: transcription coregulator activity. NCBI's taxonomy places the organism in Eukaryota, Metazoa, Arthropoda, Insecta, Diptera, Drosophilidae.